Messenger RNA from Lachancea mirantina, 2322 nucleotides. The record is from the annotation of a GenBank genome assembly. Lineage: Eukaryota; Fungi; Ascomycota; Saccharomycetes; Saccharomycetales; Saccharomycetaceae.
AUGGAUAACGGCACUCAGCCAACCCAACAGGCGACUCAGGCAACCCAAAAGUUCCUAAUUGAGAAGUUUUCACAGGAGCAAAUAGACGAUGAUAUCGUGUACCGAGUGAUAUGCACGACGGGCCAAAUUCCGAUCCGAGAUCUUCGCGCCGAGCUGAAAGCUGUUUUGCGACGCAAUGAGCCUAUCAAGAAACAAUGGACGUUCGGAAGAAACGCACAUUGUGAUUAUCAUCUUGGAAACACGUCAAGGUUUUCCAAUAGACAUUUUCAAAUAAUGCUGGGGGAGGACGGGAAUCUGCUGCUACGCGACUUGUCGACCAACGGUACGUGGCUCAAUGGUGUACGAGUUGAGAAAAGUCACAACCAAAUUUUGUCGCAAGGUGAUGAGAUUACAGUGGGAAUGGGGGUUCCUCAAGAUGUACUGAGCUUAGUGGUUUUCAUCAAUGACAAAUUCAAGCAAAACUUGGCCACGGCAAAGCAACAAACGACGCGAGGCGGGCGAGAAAAGGGCACUAGCAUAUCACCCCGUUCCAGUAAAAACUAUGUGUCGGGCAUUCUCAAGGAUUACUCUUUAACAGACGAGAUAGUUGGCCAAGGAGCGUUUGCUGUAGUCAAAAAGGCGGUGGAACGCAAAACGGGCAAAACUUACGCUGUCAAAAUAAUAAACAAGCGGAAAGUGAUGGGGAACUUAGAUGGCGUCACGAGAGAGUUAGACGUUCUCAGGCGGCUAGAUCAUCCGCGAGUCGUGAGGUUGAAGGGGUUUUACGAGGACAACGAAAGCUACUUCUUAGUGAUGGAGUUUGUAUCUGGUGGAGACCUGAUGGAUUUCGUCGCGGCUCAUGGUGCUGUGGGUGAAGAUGCCGGCCGCGAAAUCACAAGGCAGAUCUUAGAGGGUGUGAAAUACAUUCAUUCCGUUGGCAUCAGUCAUCGAGAUCUCAAACCGGACAAUAUUUUGAUAGAACAGGACGAUCCCGUUCUGGUGAAGAUCACGGAUUUUGGUCUUGCUAAGAUCCAAGGCAAUGGCACUUUCAUGAAAACUUUCUGUGGAACGCUCGCUUAUGUAGCCCCAGAAGUGAUAGCUGGGAAGAACUCUGAGGAGAAUCAGGGGAACAAGUACUCAUCGCUCGUCGAUAUGUGGUCCAUAGGGUGUCUUGUGUACGUCAUUCUUACGGGACAUCUUCCCUUCAGUGGUAGUACCCAAAACGAGCUCUACAGACAGAUAGGCAGAGGAUCUUAUCACGAGGGUCCUCUAAAAGACUAUAGGAUAUCUGACGACGCUCGAAAUCUGAUAGAGGACUUACUACAAGUCAACCCUGAGAACAGAUUGACUGCUGCGCAGGCUUUGAAACAUCCUUGGAUUAAGGCUUUGGACCGACAUCAGCUGCCAGAGUCACAAGUAUCGCUAUCGCUGUCGAUGUCACAGCAACCAAAAAGCAUCGAGCUUCCCGCCGAGAAGAACGCAAACAACAGAAUCUCUCAAGUACCGUUCAAAGUUCCAGCACAAUUGCCAGUCAGAUUCACGCAGCCAUACGCAACGGGCAACACUUCGGACCAAGAGGGCGGCCACCAGGUCAGAACCGCCAAUUACAAUCCAUUCGACUCCUCACAGGCAAGUUCGCAGUCGAUGGCCGAAAUACCGCCUCCGAAAGCGUCGCAACGACCUUACUUGGCGGCGGAAACUGGGGCAGGUGAGGGCACUUUUCUAAAGUUGGUUCCAAGCAACGACAACAGCCUGAAAGGCGCUAUCGAGGUGAUGCAAGGCACUAACCCUUUUUUCAUCGGUCGCUCCGAUGAGUGCAGCUACAAAAUACAGGACAAUCGUCUAUCCCGCAUCCAUUGCUUCAUCCUAAAAAAGAGACACGCGGUUGGCGACAGCAUCUAUGAAUCACCAGCACAGGGUCUUGACGACCUGUGGUAUUGCCACACGGGCACGAACGCAGGCUUUGUGAACGAUGUACGCGUUACUCAGGGCACCAAAGUGCUUUUGUACGCGGGCGACGAGGUCAAAGUCGUAUGGGACAAGACUAAACAUUUUACAAUCGCGUUCACGGUCGAGAUCGUCGACCCAACCGGUCUGUUCAACAACGGACAGCCAUUUCCGGGCCACGACCGAAGAGUAGAACACCAAGCGCCCGACGAGAAGCUGCUGGAUAAGAAGUUGCUCGAGAUUUCUGCUCGUGGUAAAGCAUCUGCUUCGACCUCGGUCUCUUCGGUUUCCAAGAGGCCUCUAUCGAUGAAUUUAAGCCAAGACCCAAACAAGAAGGUAAAGCGAGCAAAGUUGGACAAAGCAGAGAGCCCCGACAAGAGCCUUCUCGUCCUCUAG